Dendronephthya gigantea is the source of this 2773-nucleotide messenger RNA. RefSeq names its product interaptin-like. The transcript has 9 exons. The record is from RefSeq and is a predicted model, not a curated record. Bases 1140 to 2471 code for a protein of 443 amino acids. Lineage: Eukaryota; Metazoa; Cnidaria; Anthozoa; Malacalcyonacea; Nephtheidae.
ACAGCCUUAGAAGUUAGAAAUACCCUCGACAGCCGAAACAGCAAAUAUAAUUCCAGAUCUAACGAAGACGUUCGCGAAAAGGGCUGCUAUAGACCAUCUAGCAGAAAUGAGCAAGUUUUGUAUUUUGAAACAUGUUUCGCGUAAGAAAAAAAUCCUAUUUCAAGAAAUUUCAUCCCCAUGCAGAUAUGCUAUUCCCCAGAAAGCAAGCGUACCUACACCUAUGCCUAUGACUUGUCAUCCAGUUUGCCUUAGAGCGCAGUGGCAAGUGGGGAACUUUUUACUCGGCGUUUUUCCGGUACAGAACAAGUUAAACGUGUUAGUAAUUUGAAUAAACUUUCCUUUUAUAACGCUAAGUAGGCAUGAAUCAGUUUAAUCUUGCUUCAGCUGUCGAUGUUUUGGCCGCAACGACAUCGAAUUCACACGAUUGAUAUCAAAAAAAUAAUUGCGAUUCAACAGAGCUAUGCAAGUUAGAAAUGAAACACCAAGAGGACGAAAGACUUGAGAGAAUAAGUGUGAUGCUGGGAGGAGAAACGACGCGGUUGAAAGACAAUGGGAAAUAGAUAGAAUAAGUCGAAUAAAAUAAGUACCACACAACAUAAUGAGGAUCACGAGAAAGAGUCUUGGAUUUGGCGUUCAAAGCUUUUCAAAUUAUUAAUCAUCAUGAUCGAUAUUCUGUUGCGUCGUAUAGAAUUCAAAACGAAUACAUGACAUAACACACAAAGGCGUUCGAGAACUCAAGAAGUUUCCAAUUACCAAUCACGUGCUCAAACCUGUUUGACAGGUUUUCAUCCGGUCAGGUUUUCGAGUGUGCGUGUGUAUGGGAGAUUAGGACUUUUCAUUUUGAGUCCAAGAACAGUUUCUCUAUGCCUGGCUUAUCUGAUACCUGCCGUAUAUUUUGGAAGUUUCAAAAGAACAUAUACUCGAUUUUUUGCCCGUUUAUUACCUCUAACCAUUCAUGAGAUGAAAUGUUUGGUAUCGUGUUUCCAUAGGCAUAUCCAAUAUUUGCAUAAAAUAAUAUGGAGAUUUAACAUGAGGUCAUGAAAGUUGUUAAAGAGACGACUUGAUGGCGUGGCAUGUCCAUAUAUACAUAUGGACGAACACGCAGACUUUCAGUUCAUAACUAACUGGUCAUUGUCAAGAUGUCUGAGCAAUAUCUAGAUACACUAACCGCAAAUGAUCUUAAACAAAUCAUUGCCAAUCAACAAAACGAAAUCAACACAAAAGAUGAAAUACUGAAAAGAAUAGAAGACCUCUUCAGAAGGGUUUUCAACGAGCUGAAUAAACUUCGAUCUCGACCCAUGACAAAUGAACGUCUCAAAGAAGCCGGUGAGAAUAUUGCCGCUUUGAUCAAUGAGUUCGUCCUUGGUAUUGGCCCUCAAACGGCUUUGAAUAUCGAUAGCGUUAAUUCUGGGGUUUCAAGAAACGCUUCCGAUGCGGUUACCGAAGAAAAUACAGAGGAGGGAUCAGAACUUACACAUCCGAACAUUGGCAUUACAAUUCGAAAACUCUGUGAAAUGGUUAUAAAACUCUUCGAGCAAAUCGUGCAAAGUGGCCACCAUGUCAAUGAGGUCAAAGAAACAUCAGCCAGCAGAGAAAAUGAGCUGGUUUCGAAGUUGAAGAAGUGCGAAGCAGAUUUGAAGAGUGAAAACGAAGAAAAGGAAAAGAUCCAGAAACAACUGAGCGAAUCAAACCAAGAAGAGUGUGAACGUCUGAGACGUGAGAAUCAAUCACACAUGGAUGAAAUACACCGGCUUGAAAGUGAAAAAAAAGAUCUUGCAAGAGUAAUUCACAAUCUCCUGAUGGAGAAGAAGGAGAACAACAUUUUUUGUAAAAAGUUGCUGAAUUCACUCCAAAAGCUCUUUCGUGCCCUUGAGACCCACCAACCGGGAAAUCCUUUACCAGAACUUGACCAAGGAGAUACAAUCCAAGAAUUAGAAUUAGACAAUUCAAAUUUCCAAGCACAACAAGUUGCUGAAAAAGACGCCAUGAUAGCCAUGUUUAUAGACACUUUGAAGGCGUACGUUGAUGAUUUCAAGAAUGAGUACAAGGAGAAGGAAAAGAUCCAGAAACAACUGAACGAAUCAAACCAAGAAAGCGAACGUCUGAGACUUGAAAAUCAAUCACACAUGGCAACCAAACGAAAUCUUGAAAAUGAAGUUGAAAGAAUGAACAAACUUUUAAAUGAGAAAAACAAGAGUAAUUUCAACAUUGGUCUUCCAUUCCGUCAACCGUUUGGAUCAAGUGUACCUUCCCGGAGUUUCUUCCACGACCGAAACCCAGCGCCAAAAGACGGCGGUGGUGGAGUGAACGGGUCGACUGGUGGCACUCGACAAACAAAUACGUCGAGUAAUCCACCCAAGUCAUCACCAAAUCUGAUUGAAUGCCCGUACUGCUCGAGAAAUUACCCUUACCAUUUAAUUGAAGGUCACGUACAAGAUUGUAUGGAGGAUAGUCUGAACAUGGACGAUUGAAUGAACUUUAACCGCAAACCACGAAAAAUAUAACCCUAAUUUCCAAUAAUUUCUUCUCUCAAAUGAAAAAAAAUUUUAUGUGAUUCGCUAACGAAACGAACCCGCCAAAAACUCAACACGGGCUCAUGAACACCUUAUGCCAUUAGAGCAAGCAUCAUUAUGGACCACGAUUGAAUAAUUUAGCUUGUUUUUUUUCAAUUACAGGGUUGCGUGGCUAGCACCUGGUAUUACAUUACCUAUAUUCACUAGAUUUUGUAGUUUAACUUAUUCAUCAAAAAAAAAAAAAAUAAAUGCAAAAGCGA